GCAGUCUCGUGAGAAGAAGCAUGUAACGUCACAGUCCCGUGAGAGGAAGCAUGUGACGUGUGGGUUUGUUGUUCUGCAAGAGCUAGGAAGCUUUCUAUCGGCGAACUGAUACUGAGACUGUGUUCAGGGAAGCGCGACUAUUGGCCGGUCUUUACAAGAUGUCUGGGUUUUUUGACAACUUGAGAUGCUCAGAAUGCAUUGAUUGGGGCGAGAAGAGAAAUACAGUGGCCUCUGUUGCAGCUGGUGUUCUAUUCUUUACAGGCUGGUGGAUCAUCAUUGAUGCUGCUGUUAAUUAUCCCGAAACAGAAAAUCUGAAUCACUCAUACCAUGCUUGUGGUGUGAUAGCCACUGUUGCAUUUUUAAUGAUAAAUGCAGUGUCCAAUGGGCAGGUUCGUGGAGACAGCUACAGUGAGGGGUGCAUGGGGCAAACUGGUGCUCGUAUUUGGCUUUUUCUUGGCUUCAUGUUGGCCUUCGGUUCUCUGAUAGCAUCCAUGUGGAUUUUGUUUGGAGGUUAUGUGGCAAAUGGUAGUGUGGUGGUAUAUCCAGGAAUUGCCAUAUUUUUUCAGAACGCUUUUAUUUUCUUUGGGGGAUUGGUUUUCAAAUUUGGCCGGACUGAAGAUUUAUGGCAGUAAAACAACUCCACAGAAAAAUCUUUCUUCCAUUUUUUUCCCUUUUUUAACACAUUCCUAAUAAUAAUCCAUUUUAGCUAAAACACACCCUUUAUUUUUCAAGAGUACUGGAAAUAUUUACCACUGAAUACUUUUAUUAUCAGCUUUUGCACUUUUUAUUUGUUUGGUUAACAGCUGUUUGUCAUGUUUUGUAAAUGUAAAUUUGUCUUUGAAGUAAAACAGUUUAACAAAA
Molecule: messenger RNA, 861 nt
Organism: Xenopus tropicalis (tropical clawed frog)
Lineage: Eukaryota; Metazoa; Chordata; Amphibia; Anura; Pipidae
Gene: tmem50a
Product: transmembrane protein 50A
Exons: 7
Coding region: 159-632 (157 amino acids)
Cellular component (GO): cytoplasm; membrane; cytosol
Source: RefSeq, a predicted model, not a curated record